GUCGUCGGAAAUUUCAACCAUUGUACUCCGUCUACAUUUGUCGCAAUCAAAAAUUGUCUAUUAUUUUAUCUCUCACAUGAAUGCGGCAUCUUGUGGAAUUAAGACAGGCAGCCUCGUGGAUUUUCCGCCGGCAGGCUAGCACGAGAUGUUCUGGACCGCGAAUCUUCCCCAAACAUGGAUUCAACAUAAUCCCAUCUACAACAUUGAUUGAAGAAGAGCGACUGCCUCACUACCAUAUGAAAGAUUACUAUCCAAUGACUCUUGGUGAUAUUAUUCAUGGCUACUAUCAAGUUGUCGCGAAGCUGGGCUUUGGGACAACAUCCACCGUUUGGCUAGCCCGUGAUAAUAUGGUUGUCCAGGCCACUAGGAUCUUUAAAUUGUGAAUUUCUUGCAAGAAAAAGUGCUAACUGGGUAAAUAACACAACGAUAUUGGACGUUGAAAGUCCAUAUAAAUAAGCUUACGGACAGUCAUGAGCUGAAGAUCUUCCAGCAUUUGAGUCACGCCACCACCGAUCACCCAGGCAAAAUAACUG
This is a messenger RNA of [Torrubiella] hemipterigena, 533 nucleotides long. NCBI's taxonomy places the organism in Eukaryota, Fungi, Ascomycota, Sordariomycetes, Hypocreales, Clavicipitaceae. The record is from the annotation of a GenBank genome assembly.